GUUCUCGACAAAAUGAGUGAGCUUUCGAAGUACGAGCAGCUAUUCGAAGCGGAGGAAGCAGCCGGGAGGUCGUGGACUUGUUGUGCUAUGAUUGGGGACGACGACGACGAGGACGACGAAAAGCAGACGCAGAAAGAUUUCCUGCACAACUUUGGCGCAAACCGAAAUCAAUUUGUCUUCUCGGAGGAAUUUAGGGAGAGGUUCGGGAUUAUCGACCACACCAGGCGCAUUCUGACGGACCGGGAGAAGCGCGAGCAACUUGGGGCGGAGCCGCAAUAUGAAGAAAACACAAGGGAUGAUUUGGAGCUGGCGGAUAUUGAAAAUAACCUCGAUAGCUCCUCCAUCGGGCGCCGCAAGAGAGCAGGCCGCCGCCGCAAGAGAGAGCGAAGAGACCAGCAUGGCAGGGGAGAAAGGCGGGUUGAUGCUUCAACCGCGGGACAGCCGGCCGAGCUCCAAGUAGACCAGGUGAAGCGGUCAAAGAGGGUGAGGUUUGCCGAAACAGCAGCACCAGGUGGCAAAAAAGCAUUAAGUGACAUCGAAAAUGAUCAGCAAGACCAAGAGGACCUACUUCUCUGCAGGCCUGUACCAACAACUACGUCAGCGCCAACACGAAAGU
Molecule: messenger RNA, 616 nt
Organism: Amoebophrya sp. A120
Lineage: Eukaryota; Dinophyceae; Syndiniales; Amoebophryaceae
Source: the annotation of a GenBank genome assembly